GUUCAUUCCCUCUUCAGCAUCCUCGUGGAAGGGAACUCCGGUGUCCCUUCUCGGUGUUGUGUCUUAUCAGUGAUCGCUAAACAACUCGACAAAAUUUAACAGUACAGCCAAUGUUGCAACGUUGCACUUGACUAAAGAAAAAAUAUUGCAGGCAAUUCAAACGUAAAUAAAACCCUGAUUUAAUUAACAAAAAGGAAACAUUUGUAAAAUCAGCAAAAAGUAAAGAGGCAGUAAGUGACUGGUAGUCCGGAUAUAAGGCAAAAUGGAGUUGGAAAUCACUCAAAGAACAGUGUCACACAGGGUGACAAAAAUCACCAAGACUGAGGAGUACUUCAAGUCAAGUGAUAUGGCGAGCACCAAGCUCUUUGGAAAGGACCUGAGCCAGUAUGAGGAUGUGGACAUUGAUGACCUAUUGGAACAACUCUCGCCAGAGGAGCUGGAGAUGCUGGCUGGAGAGGCUGAUCCAGAUGAUUCUUUAGUCCCUCCUAGUGAACGUAACAGCUACAAGUGUGCAAAGGAAUCCACAGGCCCUCUGAACCGUAAGCACCUUAUAGACCACAUCAACGAUCAAGCCAUCAAUGAACCAGACCGACCAGAGCUUGUGCCAUAUGUUGCAGGAACCAUCAGAGGCAAGAAGUGGGUCCCUCCGCCACCUCCAGAACCGCAGGAAGAUGAAGAUGCAGUUGCCCAAGAAGUAGAAGUAGAUCUUGAUGAAGAGUUUGCAUCUGUCCUAAACACAGCCACUGAAGAUGAAAUUGUUGAUUUAGCUGCCAUCCUGGGCUUCCACUCUAUGAUGAACCAGGAGCAGUACCAUGCAUCACUUUUGAACAAAGGCAAGCCAGUUGGUGUUGGUUGGGGUGGUAUCACAAAGGCAACUAAAUUUAAAGCCCUCCCAGCUGAACCUCCCAAUGACACUGACCCAGAGGAGAGCAUCAAGAAGCUAAAGGAUGAUGACCCCAACUGCAAAGAACUUAACUUUAACAACAUUCGGACAAUAUCUGAUGAACAAUUUAAACGUCUCUUUGAUGCCUUGGAAAUGAACUCAAAAUUAGAAAGUCUCAGCAUGUCAAAUGUUGGGUUAUCAGAUCGACACUUGGAUGCUCUCAUCAAUGCUCUUGUUUCAAACAACACACUCAGGACGCUAAACUUGGAGACAAACAGCAUAAGUCCAGCAGGUAUCGUACGAAUCAUGGAAGCUCUUCUCAAAACGCAUUCCGUAGAAGAGAUCCGUCUGGCAAACCAGCGGGCAAGUGUUCUUGGUAAUAAGAUAGAGAUGCAGCUCACAGACAUCAUUGAACAAAAUCCUACAGUUCUACGUGUUGGCAUACACUUCGAAUUCAACGAUGCUCGCAAUCGCGUCUCCAAACACCUUCAAAAGAAUCUGGACACCUUUCGCGUUGGUGUCAGAGUACGCAGAAUCACAAGGAAGGUGACAACAGAGGGCGCAAGCUUUAGCUUCGUCCUGCCCUCUUCUAACUCCCCUCCAGCAUCCCCCCCACCCCCAUCACCCCUUCCCUCCCAGGAUGAGGUUAAUGAACUCCCUUCAGUAAAUUGGGAGAGGCAAGCAAUGGAAAGCUUAGAUAAUGAGGUGGCCUUUGAGGAUGAGGACUUUGAUGAUGUGGAAGAGGGGGAGUAAAGGUGAAUAUGAGGACUAGGAUUGACAUGAGAAAAACAGCUAUGCCCUACUGUUUUUUUUUCACUGUAGUGCUGCCACACAUGGUCAGACAUAAACCCAUUUUAUGCGAGUUGACGUACACAAAUCAAUUGAAGAAAAAAGACUGAUUGCACAUUCUCUAGCUUGAAAAUGGGAUUUGAAAAGCAGUGUAGUGUUCUUCAGAUUAGGUGCUGUUAAUAUGAAGGAAUUAGAUUCGUGUAGAAAUUUCCAGCGUGGAAUUAAUUAAAGAAUAUAAUUUAUGGUAACUGCAACUAAUGCAGUCACCAGUAUGAAUUUGGUUGAAUUACUCUGCUCUUUUCUUGUUACUGAGUAAAGAUGUAUGAUGUACCAUAUAUUAUCAGCCAUAAGUCAAUCCCAUUUUUUACCCAAAGCAUGUGCUGCAACUCAUAUCCAUUGUUUUACUGGAGCUAUGCAAUUAAAUAGCCUGGAAAAAACAUGGUAACCUGCUUACCAAAUUGCUGUACAAUUUAAGGUCAGUAUGUUCUUGUAUGGCAUUCUUUUUCAAUCCUUGCUAAUAAAAAGAUUAAUUAAAGGUUGGUAUUUUUCAUAUUCUAUUUACAGUACAGUAUUUUAUUCCUUUUAAAAGGUUUAUUUCAUUAAACUAUUGUCUUCUUAGUAUAUAUUUACAAUUAUUAUAAAUGUCUCUUAAAGUAAAGACAAAUCUGGUAGAGAACAUGCUGGAACCUAUACACUGGUUGCCUUGUGUGCUCUUGCAAGUAUUGUACAAUAUUUAUUAUCUAUUGUACAGUGCUGAUUAAUCCACUGUAAUGCUUGCCAGGUACCUAUGUGCCAAUAGCUUUGUGUUAUUGAAAGUAUUUUAUUUGUUCUCUGUAAUACUAUGCUACUUAACCCCAGUUAACAUUUUUCAUGAAUACAGUAUUAUUUUUUUAUAGUUUAUGUUCUUAUGUAAUUCCUAAGAGUAUAUGAAGGAUAUGGUAAUGCCUUGAAAUUACUACUCUUAUAAGGAAGAAAACACUAAACUCUUAAAGGUGAACCAGCACUUGGGAAAUAGGAAGCAAUUGGGUUCGAUCCAAGAAAGAAGCCUUUUAAUUAAAAUUACAUAUUGGUUACUUUACUGAGAAUUCUAACAAGUGUAGUGCACAGCAUGAAUUUAUCAUUGGUGUAAAUCUUGUGCAUGACUGGUGCAAGUUUAAGGACAGUCUUAUGAAUAUUUCCCAGAAUAUCAGAAACACUGUGAUUUGAGCAAGCCCAUUAGAGAAGUCAGAAUAUGACUUGUUUACUUGACACCUUGAAUUAUGCUAGAAUAUUAAUUCUGGUGCGAUCAAGGCAUACCUGAGAUUGGUUUUGAGAGUUUUCCUACUCUUACAGCCCAGCCUGAGGCCAAGCUUUUCUCCUGAUUGCUUGUUCAACCAAUCUGUUGCUGUUGGCAGCCCACUUGUUCACAUAACUAUCGCAGCCUGGUUGGUUUGGAACCUGGCGGAGGUAGUGAUCUGGUUUCCUCUUGAAAACUUCUACAUUUGUUGGAGCAGUAAUAAUAAUAAUAAUUUGUAUUUCUACAAAUACAUGUACAACAUAUACAGGCCUGAUUGAUACGAGGCACUGAGAAGAACAAUGAACUCGCCCAGUGUCACUUCUGAGAUGAUCACCUGCAAACAUUUCCAGUGUGUUUGCAACAAUAUCUUGGUAACCAACCAUACAGUUUUGAUUAAACUUGCAUCAUUUUAAAAACUGACAAACGUAAUUGUAUAGAAAACAAUUUUUUAUUCCUUCACACUUUUUGCUCACUAGUGAGUUUGUCAGGUUUUCUUCUCAGUGCUUCUUAUCAGCACAUUGAAUAGUCAACGACCACAGAUGUUAAAGGUAUUCUUUCAUUGAGCGCAUGGUGCCCUACUUUUUACUGAACCUAUUUUACACUUCCUCCCAUAUCUCACUCCAGUAUGUUAUGGAAGUUUGUAAAUUUGAAACUGGGUGUUCAAGUCUUCCACAAACAUAUCUGAUCUCUCUCUUUCCUUCACUUCAGAAAGUACAUUCCCAGUACUUUCAGGCAGUCCCUGUAAUUUAAAACAUUUCACUGGCACUACAAGGACAGUAAACAAUCUGUCUUUUUCCAGUUCUCACAUUUCUCUUGCCUUGAAUUUUUUUUUUUUUUAAAUACAUCGGCUGUUUCCCACCAAAGGAGGGUGACCCAAAAAGAAAGAACAAAAAAAAAAUGUGUAAAAUGGUGGCACACAGCAAAUGUAAGGUUUACAAAAAUUUGCAUGUGUAUAUACAGUACUUUGUCCUAUGCAGUAGGUUGGUAGACAGCAACCACCCAGGGAGGUACUACUGUCCUGCCAAAUGAGUGUGAAAUGGAAACCCUGUAAUUGUUUUACAUGAUGGUAGGAUUGCUGGUGUCUUUUUUCUGUCUCACAAACAUGCAGGGUACUUGGUAUAUCUUGCUACUUCCGCUAACACUUAGGUCACACUACGCAUGCAUGUACGUACAUGAAUAUAUAUACGUACCCUUCCAUUUUCUUAAUAGUUCUUGUUCUUGUUUAUUUCCUCUUGUCUCCAUGGGGAAGGGGAACAGAAUUCUUCCUUCUUAAGCCAUGCGUGUCAUAAGAGACGACAAAAAUGCCAGGAGCAAGGGGCUAGUAACCCCUCCUCCUGUAUACAUUACUAAAUUUAAAAAGAGGAACUUUCAUUUUUCUUUUUGGUCACCCUUCCUCGGUGGGAUACGGCCAGUUCAUUGAAAAAAAAAAUAUAUACUUUGUGCACAGAACAGUCCCCUACAUAUACAGUAUA
Cherax quadricarinatus is the source of this 4420-nucleotide messenger RNA. The record is from RefSeq and is a predicted model, not a curated record. Lineage: Eukaryota; Metazoa; Arthropoda; Malacostraca; Decapoda; Parastacidae.